This is a messenger RNA of Capra hircus (goat), 992 nucleotides long. It is a transcript of the gene INSIG1, whose product is annotated as insulin induced gene 1. Gene Ontology annotation, cellular component: endoplasmic reticulum; SREBP-SCAP-Insig complex. NCBI's taxonomy places the organism in Eukaryota, Metazoa, Chordata, Mammalia, Artiodactyla, Bovidae. Gene Ontology annotation, biological process: SREBP-SCAP complex retention in endoplasmic reticulum; cholesterol biosynthetic process; SREBP signaling pathway. The record is from RefSeq and is marked provisional.
GCUCAUGCCCAGACUGGACGACCACCUCUGGAGAGGUCCCUGUGCCAAGGGCACGAAGCACAGAAGCCACCCGAGGGCCAGCGCCAGAGGGCUGGUGGCCAAAGCGGGAGAGAUGAUCAACUCCUCGGGGUCAGGCCCCUCUCUGCUGGCAGCCCAUGGCGCCCCGGGCACUGACCCCACUCACGGGCUUCAGAGCACUGAUGUGGGGGGCCAGGGCAGCAGCGGCCACGUCAACAGCUGGCAUCACCACUUGGUGCAGAGGAGCCUGGUGCUGUUCUCGGUGGGGGUGGUCCUGGCCUUGGUGCUCAACCUCCUGCAGGUCCAGAGGAAUGUCACCCUGUUCCCGGACGAGGUCAUCGCCACCAUCUUCUCCUCCGCCUGGUGGGUUCCUCCGUGCUGCGGGACGGCAGCGGCUGUGGUCGGCCUGCUGUACCCCUGCAUCGACAGUCACCUCGGAGAGCCUCACAAGUUCAAGCGGGAGUGGGCCAGCGUGAUGCGCUGCGUGGCCGUCUUCGUGGGCAUCAACCACGCCAGUGCUAAACUGGAUUUUGCCAAUAACGUUCAGCUCUCCUUGACAUUAGCAGCACUGUCUCUGGGCCUCUGGUGGACAUUUGACCGUUCAAGAAGUGGCCUGGGGCUGGGCAUCACCAUAGCCUUCCUGGCCACCCUGAUCACGCAGCUGCUGGUGUACAACGGAGUCUAUCAGUACACGUCCCCAGACUUCCUCUACAUCCGCUCCUGGCUGCCCUGCAUCUUCUUCUCGGGAGGUGUGACCGUGGGAAACAUAGGACGACAGCUGGCCAUGGGUGUCCCCGAAAAGCCACACAGUGAUUGAACCUUCAGACCCACGGAUCCUGAAGAGUGGCAAGGUUUGGGAGGAAAAUCCAUGAUACUGGGUAGUGACGAAGACUAUCUCUUUUCCUCAGUAAUCUUUUCAGAUGGGGCUGACUGUACCAGUGACUCCUGGAAAACACUUCACCUGUUUCAGAGCA